AUGGAACUGCAGUAAAAGAAUUGUCUUCAUCGAUUGAGAAAGUAUCAUCUCUGAUAAGAUUAAGUCUUAGAAAUUGUUCAAGCCUUGAAAGUCUUCCAAGCAGCCUUUGUAAUUUGACAUCUCUUCGACAGCUUGAUCUCUCUGGUUUGUCAAAUCUAAUAAUGGUUCCAGAGUUCCCACCUGAGAUCCUAGAGUUGUAUUUAGAUGGAACUGCUGUAAAAGAAUUAUCUUCAUCGAUUGGGAAAGUAUCAUCUCUGAUAAGAUUAAGUCUUAGAAAUUGUUCAAGCCUUGAAAGUCUUCCAAGCAACCUUUGUAAUUUGACAUCUCUUCGAAAGCUUGAUCUCUCUGGUUUGUCAAAUCUAACGAUGGUUCUAGAGUUCCCACCUGAGAUCCUAAAGUUGUUUUUAGAUGGAACUGUAGUAAAAGAAUUGUCUUCAUCGAUUGGGAAAGUAUCAUCUUUAAUAAGAUUAAGUCUUAGAAAUUGUUCAAGGCUUGAAAGUCUUCCAAGUAGCCUUUGUAAUUUGACAUCUCUUCGACAACUUGAUCUCUCUGGUUCGUCAAAUCUAAAGAUGGUUCCAGAGUUCCCACCUGAGAUCCUAGAGUUGUAUUUAAAUGGAACUGCAGUAAAAGAAUUGUCUUCAUCGAUUGGGAAAGUAUCAUCUCUGAUAAGAUUAAGUCUUAGAAAUUGUUUAAGCCUUGAAAGUCUUCCAAAGGCCAUUGAUAAGUUGAAAUCUCUGAAAUAUCUUUGUAUGUCGGGUUGUUCAAAACUUGAAAGAUUGCCUGAUGACUUGGGAAAGUUAGAGAGCUUGGAAGCAAUUGAAGCUAGUGGAAUUACUGUUAAAGAGCUGCCUUCAGUUAUGGCUGUUCUAUCAGCUUUGCAAUUUUUAAAGAGAUUAGAGUUGAAUUACUGCAGUAUUACAGAGUUACCCAAUAAUAUUGACAAUCUGCCCUUACUCGUAGAUCUAGAAUUGGAAGGAAACAAUUUUGAGAGCAUCCCAACAAACAUCAUGAACCUUUCCAAGUUACAAAGCCUUAACAUAAGGUUUUGUGAUAGGCUUCAAUCCUUACCAAAGCUUCCACGCAAUAUAAAAGAACUUCUAGCAGAUGGUUGCAAAUUGCUGAAAGAAUUAUCAGGUUUUACAAAUCUAAUAACUCCAGGACCUGAUAGAAGGUCACUGAGCUUGUUCAAUUGUGUCAGUCUGGAUUGGGAUGCAAUCAGAAACAUUUUGAGUGAUUCUAUAUUGGAUACGUACUCAAGUAAAAUUAACCAUUUCGCAUAGAAGGUAACUCCCCAGCGAGAAGUUGAAAUUUGUUACCCUGGAAGUGACAUUCCGGAAUGGUUUAACAUUCAAAGUAGUGGAUCAGUUAUUAAGUUACCACAAGGUUCAUUCAAUGAGAAGGUUCUGGGUCUUGCCUUUUGUUUCAUUGUUGAAGUUGAAGAUAAUUGUGAUGAGUGUAAUUUCUUUGGUGUUGGUUCUACGUUGCGACUGAGUCGCCCUGAUGUGGACAGAAUGUCUAGUGAACAGACGUAUCUUUUGACCAAGUGUAUUAAGUCAGAUCAUGUAUUAGUGAUAUAUGACCACAUUAUAUGGGAGAUAUUUGGGACAGAAGAUUUUAAAUUCGCUUGUGAUACGGAAGCCGUUAUCUCUUUCCGUCCCUUAGAUAGUUUAGAAUUUACAGAGACAAAUUGGAUAAAAAAUAUAAAGAAGUGUGGGGUUCAUUUAUUGUUCACUGAAGAGUUGGAGGAAACUAUGGAAAGAUCAGGAUGCUCCAUCCAUGGUGAAGAAGAUGGAUUUAAAUCUUCAAAUUUCUAUAAAGGCGAAUCCAGCUCAAGACAAUCGUGGCCUUCCAUGGUCAGCCAACCUCUACCGGACUGCAUGACUGAAAGGGAAUUGGAGCUUCUGCCGAGGGAAGUGCUCAAGCACAGGUAUACUGACAAUGGUGAGCUGGAGGUUUCUGUUGCCUGGAAAAAUUUCCCAGAAUUUAAGAAUUCAUGGGUGUAAUACACUCUCUUCAAACAAGCUUUCCCACAAUUCCACCUUGAGGAUAAGGUGCCUCUCGAUAGGAGGGGAAAUGUUAUAUCUAGAAUUUAUGUAUCACGCAAGUGGAAGAGAUACCAAAUGAAGGGUACACCUAGGGGCCUUGAGGAUAAUGUGUCUCUCAAUAGGAGGGGAAAUGUUAGGUCUAGAAUUGAUGUAUCAUGCAAGUGGAAGAGAUACCAAAUGAUGGGUACACCUAGUGUCUUGCAGUUAAAGCAAGUGGCAGAAUUAUGGGGAGAUGUUAGGUCUGGAAUUUAUGUAUCACGCAAGAGGAAGAGAGCCCAAAUGAAGGCACACCUGGAGGAAUUAUAUUGGCGAUCAAAAAUGCUGGAGAGGAGUGGCAAUCAAAGUUGAAAGCUGGUUGUUGGAAACAAACACAAACGGAGAGGUGUUAGUCCUGGAGGAGGGAGCAAGCAGAAUUAAGGAAAGGUAGGAGUACAAAGGGAGAGACUAGACCUCCCGAAAGCCUAGAGUUCAGUUACUUUGCUUAUUGCUGUUUCUGGGUAUUUUUUACAUUUUGUAAGAAGAAACGGAUCAUGAGUUCAUGUAAUUACUAAAAUUGGUGAUUUGACUUUGUAGUGCACUUCCAGUUAAUGAAGAAGAAUAUCUCUUUUUUUCU
Molecule: messenger RNA, 2658 nt
Organism: Mangifera indica (mango)
Lineage: Eukaryota; Viridiplantae; Streptophyta; Magnoliopsida; Sapindales; Anacardiaceae
Product: probable disease resistance protein At4g19520
Exons: 3
Coding region: 162-1280 (372 amino acids)
Molecular function (GO): protein binding
Source: RefSeq, a predicted model, not a curated record